Molecule: messenger RNA, 1611 nt
Organism: Lucilia sericata (common green bottle fly)
Lineage: Eukaryota; Metazoa; Arthropoda; Insecta; Diptera; Calliphoridae
Exons: 1
Coding region: 1-1611 (536 amino acids)
Source: RefSeq, a predicted model, not a curated record
AUGGCAGAAUAUUUCUCGGAAGUGCUGAAAGCAAUGGAAUUACCGAGAUUGAUGGUAAACCGGGAGAUAUAUCUUAAGAAGAGUACAGCUUUAUAUGAAAAAUUUAAUAGAAACAGCUUAACUGUAGCUUGGUUAAGGGAAAGCAAUAUAAAUACUACUUUAAGGAUGUUGGAUCAUAUCCUAUGGCGAAUACAUUUUAAAGAUAUAUUUGUAAUUUAUGAAACGGAGCCGGAGAGUAAUUUGAAUGACAAACAAUUGAUGGCUAUAUUUCAAGGGUGCUGGAGUAAGGGUUUUAUAUCGGUUUUAUUGUGGCACCAAGAGCAACUCUAUACAUAUCAUCCAUAUCCAAAAAUUAAAGUGCUACGUUUGCAAAAUGUUCAGCAAUUUAUGGAUAAAAGACAUUUAAAUAAUUUUCAACAAUACACUUGUCCCAUGCCAUUUUUCGACUUUCCCAAUUUAUGUUACUCCUAUAGAAAUCGUCAAGGUAAAUUGGUUCGUACCGGUUACUUUUAUAAAUGGGUACAAUUGUACUUGGACUAUUAUAAUGCCUCUAUUGAUCAUUAUUUCAUCGAUAUGUGGGCUGAAAAUUAUACACAAUUGGAUGCCGCAAAUACUCUCAAUGAAAUGGGUUAUUGUCUAUUACCCGUAUUUCUCUCUAGAAAUGCAAAAUAUUUUGAAAGAAGCGAAGUGCUGCAUUUAACCAAAGUUACUCUGAUGGUACCUAGUGCCAAUGAAAUUUCAGCAAGUUUAUAUCUCGCCUUGCCCUAUAACGGUUUCAUAUGGUUGAUUAUCAUUUUAAGCUGUUUCAUGUUUUUCGUUCUAAUUUACUACAUCCAUAGUGGAAAUAAUAGGCAUAUUGCUAAGGAUUUUGGUAAAAUGGCUUUGCAGGCUUUCAGUGUAAUACUUUUUCUUGGCAUUGAUAUGGAUGGAAAGAGAUCGUUGAAACAUUUUUACUUCAAUCUUUUAUUCUUAUUUGCUGGUAUCUUUCUAACCAACUACUAUACCUCAAAUUUAUCUAGUCUUUAUGCAGCGAAAGUAUAUGAACCAGAACUUAAAUAUCUCACCGAUAUCGGUCGUACGAAUUUAAAAGUAUUAGAACAUUCUGUUGAUAUAGCUUUUAUGCUAAAUAUGGACUUACCUAAAGAAUUGGAUGGACGUUUUGUUACGGGUGGUAAUACAGAGUUGCCAAAAGCUCGUCUAAAUCUCAACAUGUCCUAUAUGUAUACGACUCACGAAGAAUUUGUUGAUUUUCUUUUAUUCCAACAACAAUAUCUCAAACAUCCGAUUGCCAAGAAACUGGAUCAGACAAUGUAUAGUCGUGCUCAUUAUGUAACAGUGCCUCACCGAUCUCCAUUGAUUGAUCACUUUAAUAGAUAUAUAUCGCGUAUCCGUGAAAAUGGCAUGUUGCAGAAGUUUAUAGAGGAUACCAAAUGGGAUGGUGUUUUAAGUGGUUAUUUAACAUUAUUGCGAGAUUCUGGUGAACGGAAACCUCUAACUUUGGAAUAUUUUCGUUAUGCUUUUGUUUUGUGGAUAUUUGGUUUACUGAUCGCUUUGCUAAUAUUUUUAAUUGAGUUAAAGAUUUGGGUGUUUAAACGACGAAGAAAUAAUUGA